CUCCUCGUGUUACUCCCCCCCUCUUCUCCCGCCCCUUCCUCCUCCCCACCACGAGGACUAGGUCCGUUGUUGCCCACCGCCCAAGAUCUGCAAGCUGCGUGCCCACGAGCCUAUAAAGAACAUUCGCUGUUAGCUGAAUUUCCAGGAAAUGGGCCCUGCUUUAAACCUUUAAAUUACAGUUGAAAAGUGGAUUGAUUCAACUUAAACACUCACUGCAUUUGGUAACUUUCUCCUGGUUUCCAUCCACCGUGUGUGUGCCCUAAAUUUAGCAGUUCCCACUUGGACUUUUGCAGUCAGAGAUAACAGCAAUGGCCUCAAAAUGGAGGGCUACUGCAUCUUGGUAUUCUCACCCAGUAUAUGCAAGAUACUGGCAACAUUAUCAUCAUGCAAUGCUUUGGAUGCAAAGCCACCAGAAUGCCUACAGAAAGUUCAAGGAUUCCUAUUUCACUUCCCCAUGGUUCUUCCCUCUUGGAGUUCUUCCCUGGAACUCUCUUGCUUAUGAGGCUGAGCAUCCUUGGAACUCUGAAGGCCAGCACAUGGCAUGGCAGGAGUCUCCCUACAGUGUUUCUCAUCCCAAAAGCCCUGGGCAGUCUCUGCAUAACAGCAAUAGAACCCAGGCAUCCAGAAGAGAAAAUGAAGCACUGUGUGAGGAGGAAGCGCUGGAGUCAGAUUCAGAUGAAGUGGAGUGCGACCUGACCAAUAUGGAAAUCACCGAGGAGCUCCGCCAGUACUUCGCCCAGACUGAGAGGCACAGAGAAGAGAGAAGGCGACAGCAGCAGCUGGACACAGAGCGCCUGAAUGACUAUGUGAAUGCAGACCAUGACCUAUACUUCAACCAGCAUAGGUCAGUGGAGCCCCCAUCUGAGAAGCCCUGGGAGCGGCGCCAAGCAGAGAUGAAGCGCUUGUAUGGGAACAGUGCUCCCAAGAUCCUGGCCAUGGAGGCUGCUGUGCAGAUGAGCUUUGACAAGCACUGUGACAGAAAGCAGCCGAAGUACUGGCCUGUCAUUCCCCUGAAGUUCUGAGUCCUGGGCACCAGGACCCUAGGCAAUGCCUCACAGUUCCUAGCCUCUCCCUCUUCAUCUCUCCUGGACAUUUUUCAGAGAAAGAGGACUGUAUACUGACAUGGUGGAUACAGUCUGUCGGCCACUUAUAAUUCUGUCAGCAGGUGGUAUACUGUUGCCAACACAAGGAAUGUUCACUGACAAAGUGAUAAUUGUACGAAUUGGACUGGCUCUCAGUUUUCUCUGUAAUAGUCCAGUUCAUUGAAAGUAUUGUCUAGUGAUACUGCCUAUUGUUUUGCAUUUUAAUUUCCUUCUUUAAACUGUCCAGAAUGUCAUAAAAGCCUUAAGCCACAUGUCAUGUAUUCCUACAUUUUUAAGCCCAGUUUUCAUACAGCCCAUGCUAGCUUCAAAGUCUUACUUCCAGCUUCCUCCUCCCAAAUGCUAGCUUACAGGUUUGCACCUCCUACACUGGGCUUCUGUCCUUGUAUUUUCUGUGACUAUAGAUCUUUGGAUCCCUCUGAAAGCAAUGUAAGUGAACAACAGUAAGACAAGCGGCACUUGUUACUCAGCUAAGGGUCAGCCCACAUGCUCUAUAAAAGACCAGAAAGUAAAUACUCUGGGCUUGGGAGGUCUUCUUGUCUGUGUCAUAACUGCCUGACCCUGUCUUCACCAUAUAAAAACAUCCAUAGUAACUGAAUAAACAAAUGAAUGUGACUGUGUUUCAAUAAAACUUUAUUUGCUAAAAUAAA
This is a messenger RNA of Apodemus sylvaticus (European woodmouse), 1750 nucleotides long. RefSeq names its product gem nuclear organelle associated protein 8 (gene Gemin8). Gene Ontology annotation, biological process: spliceosomal snRNP assembly. The record is from RefSeq and is a predicted model, not a curated record. The coding region runs from base 309 to 1022 and encodes 237 amino acids. Gene Ontology annotation, cellular component: SMN complex. Lineage: Eukaryota; Metazoa; Chordata; Mammalia; Rodentia; Muridae. The transcript is spliced from 5 exons.